Messenger RNA from Peromyscus leucopus (white-footed mouse), 1459 nucleotides. RefSeq names its product zinc finger protein 431-like. Gene Ontology annotation, biological process: regulation of DNA-templated transcription. Lineage: Eukaryota; Metazoa; Chordata; Mammalia; Rodentia; Cricetidae. The transcript has 4 exons. The coding region runs from base 1241 to 1459 and encodes 72 amino acids. The record is from RefSeq and is a predicted model, not a curated record.
AACUCCUGGUCUUGAUGGAAGCAGCUGUGGCCUUCCACUGAGCCAGCCCACUCAGAGGUAAAAGUAGAUUUAUUCUGAGGUUAAUAGAUCUCAUUAUAACUGUUCAUUUGAGAGUAGAGUAUACAGUGCUGUUAAGUAACUUUUCCUUUAAGUUUUAUGUAUUUAUGUUCUCUAUCUUUUGUAUAUGUGAGAAUUGCAUUGGUACAAUUAUCUUUUAGAUUGAACAUCAAGAUUGACAGGUCACAUAGGCUCCAAAGCAACCUACUUUCACUGUGUAAUUUACCUGAUUUUCAGCUAAGACUUUGUGGUACAAGAUGAACAUGCCAGAGACAUUUCUUUCCAUCAUUUUUAUAAUUUAUAAAUGUUGCUGCAUUACAUUGAAGUAAGAAUGCCCCUAAAUGUUUCUGUUUUUAUAUUCUAAUUAUGGAGUUCAGAAGUGGAUUUGUUAACUGAGAAUACUUAGGAAUAGGCAGAAGUCUACAUGUCCAGACUCCCUAAGUAACAUCCACAUGCUUCCUUUGUUUAGGAAAAGCAUUGUUUUGGAAAUAACUCUCAUGUUCUCCCUGCCUCCUCCAGGAAUAAAACUCCUAAAGCAAUGAAGCCAUCAUUCAGCUUUCUGAUGGUGGAAAGACAUAUUAUCUUGUUUGUGACCUAGUUCCUGCUUUUCUUUCCUGAUUGUUUGAAGUCGCUGAGACAACCAGGUAAAAAGUACCUUCAGUUCACCUGGCCUCAGUAUGCAGCCACAUACCAAACAUUUCCUUUUGUGUCUUUAAAUCUCUCUUUAGUUGUUAAUAUUAUGGGCACCCUUCCACCUAUGUGACAAAGAAUCACUCCACCCCACAUAGUAUAGUGGGCUGUACAAGCUAGCUAGCCACUUUGUGUUCAGGAGGAAGAGGAAGUACCUACGAAGUGCAGGAAGAUAAUAGGGUCUGCUAUUGGAACCAGGGGCAAGUGCUAUUGAAAUGCAUAUCUCUGCUGAUCUAGAAAAGGUCUUUGUCUGGGGUAGAAGGCAGGAUCAGGAACCAUUGUGCUGUGUCUUUAAGCACAGUGUACCCUUAAGGGAGGUGCUCUUGUCACUCAGGCCUCACUAGCCAAUCAGGUCCUUUAGGCGGCCUGCCAGUCAGAAGUGGUGCAGGGCCCUUCCGGCUGCCGGCUUCAGGAUUGGCUUUGAAGAGGAGCGGAUGCCAGUGGGUUUGUGUGCUGUGCUGUGAGUGUUGCUGCUGGGAGGUGAGCGUAGAGCAUGGGCGAGCUGGAAAACCAUGACAUGGACGCAGUGACCUAUAAUGAUGUGCAUGUCGACUUCACUCAGGAAGAGUGGGCUUUGCUGGAUCUUUCUCAGAAGAAUAUUUACAAAGAUGUGAUGCUGGAGACCUAUAUAAACCUCACUGCUAUAGGCUACAGAUGGGAAGAUCUUAAUAUUGAAGAACAUUGUCAAAGUCCUCGAAGACAUGGAAGGUAA